CAUGUGGCGUGUUUUAAGAUUUCGGUUACUAAUUUCGCGUUCCUUUUGCGUUAAAGCAGAUAAUUGCGUUAAAUCGGAGGCGAGAAAAAAUCCCGGCACACGCAUAAGAGAGGGAAAAGCAGAAAUAAUAUUAACUCAAGAUGCAUUCUAUAAUCCUGUGCAGGAGUUCAAUAGGGAUUUAAGUGUUGCCGUUAUCAAAGAAUUUAUUAAGAAUUAUGUACCAAAAAAUAUUAAAUGUUUAAAUAAUGAUGUUGCAGAUGGAGGCAGUAAGGGCAGAAUUCAUAUUUUAGAAGCUCUGGCAGCUUCUGGAUUGCGAUCCAUCAGAUAUGCUAAAGAGAUUCCGGGAGUCAGUACCGUGACAGCAAAUGAUAGAUCCGAAACUGCGGUGGAAGAUAUUAAACAAAAUAUUAAACUGAAUGAAGUGGAUCAUACUGUCAUACCAAAUUGUGAAGAUGCUGUGCUAUUGAUGUAUAAGCAUAGAAGUUUCCAAAAUCAGUUUCAUGUAGUCGAUUUGGAUCCUUAUGGGAGUCCUUCGUCUUUUCUUGAUGCUGCUGUGCAGUGCAUUUCUGACAAAGGUCUGCUGUUGGUGACUUGUACGGAUACAGCAAAUUUGUGUGGACGCUUCAGAAGAAAGUGUCAUGCCAUUUACGGAUCGCUCUCACUUCGAAUGUCGAGCUGCCACGAGAUGGCACUAAGAAUAAUUCUUCGGAGUAUCGAACUUCAUGCCAAUCGCUAUGGUCGUCACAUAAUGCCACUUGUCUCCGUGCAUGCAGAUUUCUACAUUAGGGUAUUCGUAAAAGUCUGCAAGAGCCCUAACAAUGCAAAUAAAAGCAUAGAAAAAUUGGCAAUGGUUUAUAAUUGUACUGGUUGUGGAACCUUUCAUUUGCAACAUUUGUCAGAGACCAUGGAUGGAGAGGAAAUUCCUGUGUUGCCGCAACCACCUCCAGCAUUGUGUGAGCAUUGUGGAUGCAAGUUUCAGUUGGCGGGACCAAUUUGGACAGAUAAUCUCCACGAUAAAGAUUUUGUUGGUGAACUUUUGAAGACCGUGAAAAGUGAAAAGAAUAAUUACGGCACAACCGAAAGAAUGAUAGGCAUUCUUUCAGUCAUUUCCGAGGAACUAGAUAAUUGUCCUCUGUAUUAUCGUUUACCACAUUUGCUAUCUGUCAUUGCCUCCUCUCAGCCAAGUCUCUUCACAUUCAGGUCUGCAUUACUAAAUGCCGGCUACCGAGCUUCUCUAUCUCACACCUGUAGAGAUUCACUAAAGACGGAUGCCCCGAGCGAGGUCAUCUGGGACGUGGUGAGAAGUUGGGCAAAACUAAACCCAGUUAAGAGAGAUAUAACUGGUACUCCAGGAGAAGCCAUACUCAAGAAAAACAUUAAUACACCGAUAAAUUUUGAUCCUCAUCCGGAAGCGGAGCCGUUGUCUAGAUCUCUGAAACUUGUGAGAUUUCAGCAUAAUCCCAAACCUCACUGGGGACCAAAAACCAAAAUUAAACAAAGGAAAAAAGACAAAAGUUGAAUAUCGUAGAACAUGAGUCAGUCAUUAAGAAUAAUGAUUUCCCAGUAAGUGCUUCUGUAGCAAGGAUAUGUUGUGGCAUUUAACGAGUCGCAAAAUGCAGAGAUUCCACUGACGUCACCUCUUUUUAAACCCAUACUUUUUCCGCUCAUAAAACAGAUCGGUCUUCGAGCUUCCUA
Centruroides sculpturatus (bark scorpion) is the source of this 1695-nucleotide messenger RNA. Its product is annotated as tRNA (guanine(26)-N(2))-dimethyltransferase-like. The record is from RefSeq and is a predicted model, not a curated record. NCBI's taxonomy places the organism in Eukaryota, Metazoa, Arthropoda, Arachnida, Scorpiones, Buthidae. The transcript is spliced from 15 exons. Gene Ontology annotation, molecular function: RNA binding. Gene Ontology annotation, biological process: tRNA N2-guanine methylation. Gene Ontology annotation, cellular component: nucleus. Bases 2 to 1519 code for a protein of 505 amino acids.